Haemonchus placei is the source of this 1332-nucleotide messenger RNA. The record is from the annotation of a GenBank genome assembly. NCBI's taxonomy places the organism in Eukaryota, Metazoa, Nematoda, Chromadorea, Rhabditida, Trichostrongylidae.
GGCGAAAACUGGAGAGAACAGCGUCGAGCAUCGCUACACAUUCUCAGAGAUUUUGGAAUGGGAAAGAAUUUGAUGGAAGAACAGGUUCUGCUUUCUGCCCAAGAUUUCCUUGCCCACCUGUCCUCCAUCAAGAACAAAGACGAGAUUUGUCUCCGUGAACCGAUUCAGGUUUUCAUAGGGAACAUCAUCAACAAGACCUUGUAUGGCUUCAGUUACGAAUACGAUAAAAGUGAUCGGAUGAUGAAAGCAGCUAAAGAACUCAAUGCCUUAAUAGAAGGAAUGAACUAUGACAAUCUGCUUAAUGUAUGUAUGGACUUCUACACAGCUGGUAUGGAGACGACUACCACAACGCUCAGAUGGGCUACAUUGUUGUUUGCUACUCACCCGGAAGAGCAGGUAAAACACCCACUCACAAAACAUUACCUUGUAGUGGUAAUUGUAUUUGUGAUAAUCAUUUCAAACUACUCAAAGGAAAAAGUGCGUGAAGAGAUUCUGAGAGUCGUUGGUCCAGAAGGCAAGCCAACUUCAUCGGACAGACAGAAAAUGCCUUAUACCAAUGCGACAAUCCAGGAAAUCCAACGAUGGGCUAAUAUUCUUCCCAUGAAUGUCGUUCAUCGAACUGUGAGGGACACUUCCGUGAAGGGAGUAAAAAUUCCUGCAGACACCCAUGUGCUCGGCGAAAUUCAUCAAAUUCUCGCUCACUCGCCUGUGUUCAAAGAUGGGCACGAGUUCCGUCCAGAACGAUUCCUUAUGGAGGAUGGUGUCACUCCUAAUAAGGAGGCAGUCGAUCACUUAUGCCCUUUCUCGAUGGGUAAAAGGCAAUGUGCUGGAGAGGCAUUAGCUCGAGUCGAACUUUUUGUUGGUGUCGUCUCAUUACUUCAAAACUAUAGGGUACGUUUGUUCGAUAUCGAACCGUCGAAAGGGCGUAAAGUCGAUUUGGAACCGAUAUUCGGUGGAAUUCUUCUACCGAAAAUUCAACCUCUCAGAUUGUUGGACUUCGCCAGAAUCCAUGAGGAAUUUGCUAGAUAUACCAAAGAGUACGGUAAUAUAUUCACUGUUUAUCUGCCCAAGCCUCAUGUGGUUAUUACCGAUUUCGACGGUGUCAAGGAAGCGUUCGUGAAAAAAGGUGAUGAUUUCAUUGGACGUUCGGGUCUUUUUCCUGACACCAUAUUCCAGAAUGUAGAAAAUGGUGGAGUAAUUUUCUCACAGCUCCGUCGUACUAUCAAAGAAGACGUGGCACGGGCAUUGGAAUCAUAUUCAGUGGAUCAGGAGCCUGAAUGUCUAGUACAAGCCUACUACCAAAAAAUGCAGAAUGAUCCAAAUCUCAAGUGA